This is a messenger RNA of Aspergillus pseudoviridinutans, 4494 nucleotides long. Its product is annotated as cytoskeletal protein-binding protein SLA1. Bases 1 to 4494 code for a protein of 1497 amino acids. The transcript is spliced from 4 exons. Gene Ontology annotation, molecular function: protein-macromolecule adaptor activity; ubiquitin binding; identical protein binding. The record is from RefSeq and is a predicted model, not a curated record. Lineage: Eukaryota; Fungi; Ascomycota; Eurotiomycetes; Eurotiales; Aspergillaceae.
AUGGGGUUCCUCGGGGUAUACAAAGCGGUCUACGACUACCAGCCCCAGGGCGAAGGCGAACUAGAACUUCGCGAGGGUGAUUUGCUUUACAUACUCGAGAAGAGCGUCGAAGACGAUUGGUGGAAAGCGAAGAAGAAGGCCGAACGAGAUGACGAGGAUGAACCGGAGGGUCUUGUACCGAAUAACUAUGUCGAGGAGGCCCCCGCAGUCAGCCAUGCAAAGGCAUUGUACGACUAUACGCGCCAGACCGACGAAGAAGUCUCAUUCUCUGAGGAUGCGGAACUUUGGGUGUACGAUACUUCCGAUCCAGAUUGGACAUUAGUUGGUGUCAAUGGGGAUUUCGGCUUCGCCCCUGCAAACUACAUCGAGAUUCAGGAGGACGCUACUCCCGCCGCUGCCACUGCCCCGCCUUCUCUCCCUUCUCCUGCUCCUGUCGAGCCCCCCGCUCCGGCCCUUCCGCAACGCCCGGUCGAGGUACCGGCGGAGGAACCGGUCGCGCCCGUGUCUACUAGCUCUCCGAUUGACACGAUACAGAACCCUGCGGCAGCAGCAAUAGCGGAUAUCAUUCAUAAGCAGCACGCACCACCCGUGGAAUCCGAACCCUCCAGGGAUAUCCCGCCACCGCAGCCCCAGCGACCCUCUUAUCAACCAGAAGACAGUUACCAGAGGGAACCCUCACCGCCGCCUCCAGUGUUACCGCAGCGACCUCCAUCGCAACAGCUCUCUCCUCCAGUGGAGCGGUACUCUCCGCCAGAACCCUCUCCUCCUCCACGCCCUCAGUAUGCCGCCAUGAGGGAGCGGGACAGCCAGGGCCAUGUGCAGGAGUCUCCCCCAUAUAAUCGAAUCGGACAGUCGACACCUCGUUCCCCUUCUGGCUAUCAUCUGUACAAUAUCAAUGAAAUGGUCGAAGUUAUGGGCAAGAGGAAGAAAAUGCCAACGACAUUGGGAAUCAACAUCGCGACAGGAACGAUCUUUAUCUCACCAGAAGGGGACGGCGACAUGCAAGAAUGGACUGCGGAUAGACUCAGCCAUUACUCCAUUGAAGGCAAGCAUGUCUUCCUCGACCUGGUUCGCCCCAGCAAAAGUAUCGAUUUUCAUGCUGGGGCCAAGGACACCGCUCGAGAGAUUGUUUCCGCGCUCGGUGAGAUCUCUGGAGCCUACCGUGCCGAGGGCCUGAAGGAAGUCAUUGCGGCAGGUGCAGGAGGCGGGGGCAAGAAGAAGGGUCAAAUUCUGUAUGAUUUCAUGGCGCAAGGAGAUGACGAGGUUACUGUGGCUGCCGGCGAUGAGGUCGUCGUUCUGGACGACACCAAAUCUGAGGAAUGGUGGAUGGUGCGACGCAUGAAGAAUGGCAAAGAGGGCGUGGUACCAAGCAGCUACAUCGAAAUCACCGGCUUUGUUUCCAGUCAACCCGCUGGCGUCGAGUCGGGCCUAUCAACGGUAGAAAGGAAUCGGCUCGAAGAGACGCGCCUGGCCAAGGAAGCGAUGCGGAAAUCGAGGACUGACUCGAUAGAUUCACGGACCUCUGAGGUAAGCUGCGCUGUUAAACCACCCUACCAAACAACAGUGACUCUGGUAAGAGAGGAUACUGAGAGUUUCGAGCAGCACAAAAAACGCGACAGCAAGAGCGCCAACAAGCCGAAACCGGAUCCCACCAAGACAAGGCAGUGGACAGAUCGUACCAAGUCUUUUACGGUCGAAGCGCAAUUUAUCGGCUUGCAAGAUGGGAAGAUUCACCUCCAUAAGACCAACGGAGUCAAGAUUGCUGUCCCCAUCCCCAAGAUGUCUGUUGAGGACCUGGAAUACGUGGAAAAGCUUACGGGCGUAUCUUUGGAUGAGGACAAGCCUCUAUCUGAUAUUCGCCGCCGAUCUCAAAAACCCGAGUCGAAAUCCGAGUCGAAAUCCGAGGCCAGUCGCCCUGGUGCGUCAGUUGGGCCCGAGUACGAUUGGUUUGAUUUCUUCCUAAAAGCGGGAGUGGGACCUCACCAAUGCGAGCGGUAUGCUCAGAACUUUAUCAAGGACUCCAUGGAUGAAGCGAUUCUACCGGACAUUACCUCUGAGACCCUUCGUACCCUUGGAUUGAAGGAGGGUGAUAUUCUGCGGGUUAUGCGGCAUCUGGACAAUAUGUUCGGCAGAACUGGGUCCAAGUCCAAGCUGCGCAAUGUCAGCUUCGGCGGAGAAGAGGUCAUCAGCAAUGGGGAGGCUACCUCUCCCGGCGGUCUUUUCUCCGGCCCAGGAGGGGUUCUACGCAACAACACCCGCAAGGGCAGGCCGGCACCCACAGUCCACGCCAGUGAUGUGGUCGAUCCGAAGGCCUUCGAGCUGAAGGAGGACGCACCCAACCCUCAGGAACGCACCGAAACACCACCCGCUCCUCCUGCGGUUGAGAAGCCGGUACAGCGUGGCUUCGAUGACGAUGCUUGGGAGGUGAAGCAACCUAAACAGGCCACGUCUUCGGCGCCACCUCCCUCAUCCCCACCUCCGGUCUCAGCACCGCCCGCUACAACCCAAGCUCCAGUGCAAAAACAACUUACCGGGGCAAUGGCUGACCUAUCUCUACUGCAAGCACCUCUCCAGCCCACUCCUGCACAGCCGGCGCCCGCACCUACUCCUCAGGCCGCCCAAGCUCCGUCAGCCCCUGCUGCUAUCCAGCCACAGCCGACUGCAGGGCCUACGCCCCUGCUGCAGCCGCAACAGACAGGUGCCACUCCUGGCUUUUUCAACCAAGUGGCACAAAUAGCACAGCAGCCUAUGCAAACCGGCGCCCAGACGUUCAGCCCUCAACAGACAGGCUUUCAGCAGGCAUCGAGGCCGCGCCCACAACCGCCUCAAAAUAUGGCUCAGAGCUCGCUUCUCCCGCCCCCUCCACAGAGGCCGCUUUCCGCGCCACAGAACUUCCCCCAGCAGCCAAAUGCUUUUGGUCCUCCUCCAUUGCAACCACAACUGACCGGUCUUCCUCAACCCGGCCCACAGAUCGCCCCGCCUGGCCAGAGUCUGGCCGAUUUGAACCAGCAACGCUUCAAUCCAUCGAUCCAACCGCAGCCGACCGGUUUCAUGCCGCCAAGUCAGUUUGCAGGUGGAUUGGUGCCACAGCCCACUGGAUUCCAGCCACAGUCACAAUUUGGCCUUCAGCAGUUACAGCAACAGCAGACUGGCUUCCAGGGCCUUGCACCGCAGCCGACAGGCUUCGGAGGCUUUCAACCCCAGCCACAGCGGCCAAUGCCGACAGGCGUUAACUCGAUACUUCCUCCGGCUCUUCAACCCCAACCUACUGGCAUGAACGGUGCGAGCAGUAUGCCUUAUACUAUGACCUCCCCGCCACCGGUACCCCCUAUUCCCCAACAGCCCACAGCCGCACCUUUGCAGCCACAGAAGACCGGACCACCUCCUCCCGUACGAUUUGGGGUCAAGCAUGAUGCUCCUAAGAAGCUGACUCCCCAGCCAACAGGUUUGCGGGCUAAUCUUGCACAAGCUAAACAACUCUCAACCACCUUGUCGCAGUACCUGCGAAAGAACAGCGUUAUCACCUCCUCCUCCGUUCCUCCCGUCACCACAUACACCGAUCCAGUCGUCCUCCCCCUCACCGACAUGGCCGUCCCCCGCGCAAUCCGUCAGGUCUUCCUGGCCAUUGAACAAGCCGAAGGCGCCGGCGCCCGCGUGCGCCGCUCCAUCGGCACCGCCAAACUGCGGAACUUCAGUCCCUUCCUCAUGCUGGACCACUUCAACGCCGGCAGCGACGCAGGUUUCCCGGACCACCCCCACCGCGGCCAGGAGACGAUCACCUACCUGCUCUCCGGCGGCGUCGACCACGAAGAUUUCGCCGGGAACAAAGGCACCAUCGGCCCCGGCGACCUGCAGUUCAUGACCGCCGGCCGCGGCAUCAUGCACGCCGAGAUGCCCCGCGAGAAUCCCGACGGCAGCCCCAACGUCGGCAUGCAGCUGUGGGUUGACCUGCCCAAGGAGCUGAAGAUGUGCGAGCCGCGGUACCGCGAUCUCCGCGCUAGCGAGAUCCCCGUCGCGGAGGUCGACAACGGCCGUGUCACCGUCAAGGUCAUCUCGGGCCAGUCGCAUGGUGUCGAUUCUGUGCGCGAUCUGGCGUACACGCCUGUCUGGUUGUUGGACGUGACGAUCCGGCCGGGCGGUCGCAUCUCCCAGCCGCUGCCGAAGGGCUGGAAUGCGUUUGCGUAUACGCUGGCCGGGACGGCGAUCUUCGGCUCGAACAGCACCACGCGGGUCGUCAAGGAGUUCCAUAAUGUGGUCUUUGACCAGGCGGGUGAUUAUGUCGAGGCGUCGGUCCCGGAUAAUGCCGAGUCAGAGUCUCGCUUCAUCCUCGCGGCGGGUCAGCCUCUGGAUCAGAAGGUCGUGCAGUAUGGGCCUUUUGUUCUCACAAGCCAGGAGGAGGUCUACCAGGCCAUGCUUGACUACCAGACCGCGUCGAAUGGUUUCGAACGAGCCCGAGGGUGGGAGAGCGAGAUCGGCAAAAGAAUGACCUACUAG